This is a messenger RNA of Tachysurus vachellii, 6705 nucleotides long. It is a transcript of the gene nid2a, whose product is annotated as nidogen 2a (osteonidogen). The transcript has 30 exons. The record is from RefSeq and is a predicted model, not a curated record. The coding region runs from base 16 to 6225 and encodes 2069 amino acids. Gene Ontology annotation, biological process: cell-matrix adhesion. Gene Ontology annotation, cellular component: basement membrane. Lineage: Eukaryota; Metazoa; Chordata; Actinopteri; Siluriformes; Bagridae. Gene Ontology annotation, molecular function: calcium ion binding.
CCAAUCUGGCAUCUCAUGGAGGGACGCUUCAUCCCAGCUCAAAUUCCCGUGGACACUGAGAGCAGCAUCAUUGAGCAGACUGGACCGACAGAGAGAAGAUCUCAAUGUAUAGCUGAUAAAACUGAGAAAGUGACCAUGUGGAAGAAAGCAGCGGUGUUUUUGCUCCAACUUUCUGUCAUGUCCCACCAUGUGAGCGCGCUGCAGAGAGGAGAGCUUUUCCCCUAUGGGCCUCACAAUGGGGACUUGAUUCUGCAGGAAGGAGACGAUGAAACAUCCCAAGUGAUCACACUGACCAAACCCAUGCGCUUCUACGACACCUCCUUCAGCAAAUUAUAUGUCGCCACCAAUGGCAUCAUCUCACCUCAUGACCUUCCUAUGGAGAAGCAGUACGUUGAUGAUGGCUUUCCCACCGAAUUCCCAGUUAUCGCUCCCUUCCUCGCUGACAUAGACACCAGUAACGGAAAAGGAGCCAUUUACUACCGGCAAACUGAAUCUCCUGCUGUCUUGAAUCGAGUAGCUGCUGAGGUCCAGAAAGGGUUCCCAGGAAGUCAGUUUACACCAACUCAUGCCGUCAUUGCCACAUGGGAAAACGUAGCUGCUUACAAAGAGGACACACGCACUGCUGAUUCAUCCAGACAGGUUAACACAUUCCAAGCGGUGGUGGCUUAUGACGAGGAGAACACCUACGCUCUGUUCCUCUACCCAGAAGAUGGACUUCAGUUCUUUGGAACUCGUCCCAAAGAGAUGUUCAAUGUGGCGAUCGAGCUUCCUGCGCGUGUCGGCUUCACCAGGGGAGAAAUCUCGUAUCUGUUAUUCGCACGAACCGAGGGGCCUUACUAUAGCCUCACCACCAAUGAGCAGUCUAUCAAGAACUUGUACCAGACGAGCAACACCGACGUGCCUGGAGUUUGGCUCUUCCACAUCGGAAACGCACACUAUUUCCGCAACGUGAUUCCAGCAGCAGUUUCAGGCCUUUUACCCGCCGCAGUCGCUCAGAAGCAAUCGUUCCAAACCACCCCCGCUUACCCUCUAGGAGAAUACGAGACAGACGACGAAUCUUUCGAGGACGAACAAGAAUACAGAUUCGAUCGAGAUUUCCCGAACACAGACGUCACAGAAUUCCCUCAGCCAGGCCACGAUGUUUCUCGGACGAGUGGUCAGAACCAGGAAGCUGACUCAAAUCCGUCCCCGCUUGACCUCUACGAAGCGGAAGCCACUCUGAGCCCUGACCUUCAGACAGAACACACUGCUCCUACAAAUGUUCCUCCAGAGGAUUCUGUGCAUCCGGCACCAGGGCACACUCUUCUGGAGGCGUAUCCCAUCCACCCUGAGGGUGAAGUGGUUAAUGUGGAAGAAGAUGUGAACUUUGACACUGGAGUGUUUCACUAUUCCACUGAAAACAAGGAGACGUGUGAUCGAUUCCAGCAAACCUGUAGCCAGAACGCUUACUGCGCCGAUUACCCAUCAGGCUACUGCUGCCACUGCCUUGCCGGUUUCUAUGGAAAUGGACGUCAUUGCCUUCCUGACGGUGCUCCUCAACGCGUGAAUGGAAAGGUCAUCGGGAUAGUCUCAGUAGGUUCGACCCCAGUGGGAUUGGACAGCAUCGAUCUCCAUGUUUACAUCGUAGUGGGUGACGGUCGAGCGUACACUGCCAUCAGUGAAGUCCCAGAGCCUUUGGGGUGGGCACUAAUGCCUAUCACGCCCAUCGGCGGCCUUUUCGGGUGGCUCUUUGCUCUCAAGCUUCCCAACAGCCAUAAUGGCUUCAACGUUACUGGUGCUGAGUUUACACGCCACGCCGAUGUGACAUUUUCCCCCGGCAACCAGCGGCUCACCAUCGUUCAGACCGGCAGAGGAUUGGACAGCCAGAACUACCUAAACGUUGAAACUCGUCUGGAGGGCAGCGUGCCGUUCGUACCCCCCGGUGCCAGCAUACAGAUGGAGCCUUUUUCAGAGACGUACCAGUAUUACCCAUCAUUGAUCACAUCCAACUCGGUACGGGAGUUUACCAUCGUGUCAGCAUCGAGCGGAGCGGAAAAAUUCACCUACCAGCUGAGACAGAACAUCACGUACAGGGACUGCAGGCACACGCAGCAUGCCGGAGCUGAGACGCUGCAGCUCAAUGUCGAGCGCGUCUUUGCUAUGUACGUCAAAGAAGAGCGCGUUCUCAGAUACGCCAUCACCAACAAGAUCGGCCACGUUGGAGGUUACGUCCCGGACCCUGUGAAGGUGAACCCCUGCUACUUAGGAAGCCAUGAUUGUGACACCACAGCACAGUGUGUCCCAGGAGAAGGACAACACUUUACCUGUGUGUGUGCUACUGGAUACACCGGAGAUGGACGCAAUUGCUAUGAUGUGGAUGAGUGUACAGAAGGUCUGAGCUCCUGUGGGAGACAUGCUGAGUGUGUGAACCUGCCUGGAAGUCACAGAUGCCAGUGCCAGAGUGGUUUUGAAUACGGACAUGACAGUCGCACCUGUAUAGAUGUUGAUGAGUGCCAAAGACAUCCGUGCCACCCUCAUGCUUCCUGCACCAACGUCGUGGGCUCCUUCCAUUGCCAAUGCCAGCCUGGAUUCCACGGGGAUGGCUUCCAGUGUCACCGUCAGCAGAUUGAUGAAGAGCGUCCCAAGACGCAGUGUGAGCACCACAGAGACAGCGCACAGAGUGGAGUGGACAGCGUUCCUGUGUGGGGAGCGUAUGUCCCUCAGUGUGACGAGCAGGGUCACUACAGGUCUCAACAGUGCCAUGGCUCUACAGGUUACUGCUGGUGUGUGGACAGUAGAGGGCAGGAGAGAGCAGGAACCCGCACCCCACCUGGUACACCAGCUCACAACUGUGACACUCCAGUUGAUGAAGUGCAUCCCAAGACUCGGUGUGAGCACCACAGAGACAGUGCAGAAAGAGGAGUGGAUGGUGUACCUAUGCUGGGAGCGUACGUCCCACAGUGUGACGAGAAGGGUCACUACAGGUCUCAACAGUGCCAUGACUCUACAGGAUACUGCUGGUGUGUGGACAGUGAGGGGCGGGAGAGAGCAGGAACCCAGACCCCACCUGGGUCCCCGCUUACCAAUUGUGAUGCUCCAGAGCGUCUUAAGACUCAGUGUGAACAGCACAGACACGACAUCCAGGGAAGACCUGGUGGUUCGCCACUGGCAGGAGAGUUUAUUCCUGACUGUGAUGAAGAAGGGAACUACAGGCCUCGGCAAUGCGACGGUUCUACAGGACACUGCUGGUGUGUGGACAGUAAGGGGCAAGAAAGAGCAGAUACUCGUACCCUACCUGGUACACCACCAAUCAACUGUGAUACUCCAGGACGUCCCAAGACUCAGUGCGAGCAGCACAGACACAGCGCACAGCAUGGAGCAGACAGUGCGUUGGGAGCCUACAUCCCUGAGUGUGAUGAGGAAGGUCGCUACAGGUCCUUACAGUGCCAUGGCUCUACAGGACACUGCUGGUGUGUGGACAAUAGGGGACAGGAAAGAGUGGGCACUCGCACACCACCUGGUACCCAACCUACCGACUGUGACGCUCCAGAACGUCCUAAGACUCAGUGUGAGCAGCACAGAGACAGCAUACAUGGCAGAGGCGAUGGUUUACCUUUGGUGGGAGCCUUCGUCCCUCAGUGUGAUGAGGAGGGGCGUUACAAGUCAGAACAGUGCCACGGCUCUACAGGACACUGCUGGUGUGUGGACAGUACGGGGCGGGAGAGAGCGGGCACCCGCACGCCGCCUGGUACACCGAAUGUCGACUGUGACGCUCCAGAACGUCCUAAGACUCAGUGUGAGCAGCACAGAGACAGCAUACAUGGCAGAGGCGAUGGUUUACCUUUGGUGGGAGCCUUCGUCCCUCAGUGUGAUGAGGAGGGGCGUUACAAGUCAGAACAGUGCCACGGCUCUACAGGACACUGCUGGUGUGUGGACAGUACGGGGCGGGAGAGAGCGGGCACCCGCACGCCGCCUGGUACACCGAAUGUCGACUGUGACGCUCCAGUUCAUCCUGAACGUCCUAAUACUCAUUGUGAACAGCACAGAGAAGCUGAAAAGUCUCGAGUGAAUCGUUUGGAUAUCGUGGGUGCCUACAUCCCUCAAUGUGACCAGGAGGGUCACUAUAGACCUCAGCAGUGCCAUGGUUCUACAGGACACUGCUGGUGUGUGGACAGUAAGGGGCAAGAGAGAGCAGGAACCCGUACCCCGCCUGGUACACCACCAAUCAACUGUGAUACUCCAGGACGUCCCAAGACUCAGUGCGAGCAGCACAGACACAGCGCACAGCAUGGAGCAGACAGUGCGUUGGGAGCCUACAUCCCUGAGUGUGAUGAGGAAGGUCGCUACAGGUCCUUACAGUGCCAUGGCUCUACAGGACACUGCUGGUGUGUGGACAAUAGGGGACAGGAAAGAGUGGGCACUCGCACACCACCUGGUACCCAACCUACCGACUGUGACGCUCCAGAACGUCCUAAGACUCAGUGUGAGCAGCACAGAGACAGCAUACAUGGCAGAGGCGAUGGUUUACCUUUGGUGGGAGCCUUCGUCCCUCAGUGUGAUGAGGAGGGGCGUUACAAGUCAGAACAGUGCCACGGCUCUACAGGACACUGCUGGUGUGUGGACAGUACGGGGCGGGAGAGAGCGGGCACCCGCACGCCGCCUGGUACACCGAAUGUCGACUGUGACGCUCCAGAACGUCCUAAGACUCAGUGUGAGCAGCACAGAGACAGCAUACAUGGCAGAGGCGAUGGUUUACCUUUGGUGGGAGCCUUCGUCCCUCAGUGUGAUGAGGAGGGGCGUUACAAGUCAGAACAGUGCCACGGCUCUACAGGACACUGCUGGUGUGUGGACAGUACGGGGCGGGAGAGAGCGGGCACCCGCACGCCGCCUGGUACACCGAAUGUCGACUGUGACGCUCCAGCGCGUCCUAAGACUCUGUGUGAACAGCACAGAGACAGGGCACAGAGCCGAGCACACGGGUCACCUGGGGUGGGAGCCUUCAUUCCUCAAUGUGACCAGGAGGGACACUACAUGCCUUUACAGUGCCAUGGCUCUACAGGACACUGCUGGUGUGUGGACAGUAGGGGGCAGGAGAGAUCGGGCACCCGUACGCCACCUGGCUCCCCACAGAGGAACUGUGACGCUCCAGUGGAGGUGGUCCCUACACAGCGUUCGGAGACUGUGUGUGAGCGCUGGCGAGCCAGUCUGAUACAGCAGUAUGGAGGUCGUCCGGGUCCAGAGCAUUUUCUUCCCCAGUGUGACGCGUCAGGCGAGUUCACCCCAGUGCAGUGUUACGGCGAUACCAAUUACUGCUGGUGUGUGGACAGAGAUGGCCGAGAAGUUCCCGGGACCCGCUCACACGACAAAGUCAAACCUGCCUGUAUUCCAACUGUUCCCCCGCCCACCGUGCGUCCAUUGCCCCGCCCAGACGUGACUCCUCCCCCAUCAGGCACUACUUUGCUCUAUGCUCAAGGCCAGCAGAUUGGAGCGCUUCCUCUCAACGGUACACGUAUGGACAAGGAGAGAUCCUCAGUGCUUCUUGCUCUGCAUGGCUCCAUAGUGGUCGGGAUUGACUACGACUGCAGAGAACGCAAGGUUUAUUGGACCGAUCUUGCUGGAAGAACGAUCAGCAGAGCCGCUCUGGAGCCUGGAUCAGAGCCUGAGAUCCUCAUUAGUUCUGGCCUGAUGAGCCCAGAGGGUUUAGCAGUGGAUGAGGUACGCAGGAGGAUGUUCUGGGUGGACAGCACGCCAGAUAAAAUUGAGACGGCCAAACUGGACGGAAGCGACCGGCGUGUUCUGUUCAGCUCGGAUUUGGUUAACCCGAGAGCCAUCGUAGUGGACUCGCUCUCAGGAACUCUGUACUGGACCGACUGGAACCGGGAAGCCCCGAAAAUCGAGACCUCCACCGUGGAAGGGCAGAACAGAAGGAUACUAGUACGGGAUGGGAUCGGGCUUCCAAAUGCUUUAACGAUUGACCCCACAACACGCCGUAUCUGCUGGGCUGAUGCAGGAACCAAGCGUUUGGAGUGUAUCGCGCCCGACGGGACGGGACGACGCGUGAUUCACAGCGAACUGAAUUAUCCGUUCAGCAUGGUGUUGUACGCCAAUCACUUCUACUACACAGACUGGAGGAGGGAUGGAGUCAUCGGUUUAAGUCGAGACUCGAGUCAUUUUACAGAUGAGUAUCUGCCGGAUCAGCGUUCACAUCUGUAUGGCAUCACUGUCGCCCCUUCCAGCUGUUUAUAGGGGAGGACGUAAUAACAGAGUCACUGUUAAAUGGUGCUAUUUUUCUGGGAUUUUUUUUUUUUUUUUUUCACACGUUGGGAAACGCACGCCUCGCUCAGCCGUUACCAAAGCCACUGCGUCUUUAAUACCCCACCCCCCCACACACACAAAAGUCACACUUCUCCUUGUUUAGAUUUGUACAUUUGUUUAAUACCUCAUUUCUUUCUACUGUAUUUUUGUGUUUUUUUAUUUUUAAAUAAUAAAAAAAAUGCCAAAGAGGUCAAAUUAUAGUCAAUUUUUUGUGCAAAAUGUUCUUGUGUAUAAAUAUAUUUAUACACGUGUGCAUCGUCGGAGCCCUCGGCGCACUAACAAGGAGCCGACGCACGGAACUGCGCUGAACAUCGCCGACAUUUUCUUUUACUAAAGUUCCUUUUUAUAUCCUUUUUUUUAAAUCUUUUGUAAAAUGUGUGUAUUUAUAACAAUAAAAGGUGCUUCACAAUA